UUCUUCUCCUGUAGAUUCCUGUCUAAACAAAGAAGAUACCUCUGUUGUAUUUGAAGUAAUUCAAGCCCCAUCGAUUUUGGUGAUCACUGCCCUGCCGUCAUUAAGUAACAGUAAAGAAUUUGAAUAAAAAAUAGAAGAAGAAACUGCUUGUCAAUCUUGCACUUGAAACUGUAAUAACAGAGGAUUCCAGACUGGAUAAAAUUUGAUGUAAUUUCUUGAAGUCGAAAGCAUGCUUCUAUUACUCAUCUUAAAUUGAAAGUAAAGUUCAGUAUGGCUCUUCCUGUUCAUAUACAACCCACGAUGGUCUCUGUGGUUUGCUGCUUCAGUCUCCAGAAUGUUAAUUAUACCGAUCAUCCCCUAAGUUACCCAAACCAAGAUGUUUUUGAUCCUUUUUUCUCAAGCUUCAACAGCAGUGAUUAUAGCUGGUUGGGUGACAUUGACACUUUGGACUUUACAAUCAACGCCACAUCUGAUCACAUGUUCAGGGACACAUCAUCUCCAAGGCCGUACUACGGCGACCACUUUCGGACAUUUCGAAGUCAGUACUUGGCUGUACAUGGUUAUUUAGGCGUUAUAGUUUGCAUUUUUGGAAUAUUCGCCAACGUAUUAAACAUCAUCGUACUGACAAGGAAAGAUAUGAUAUCUCCUACUAAUGCAAUACUUACGGGCUUAGCAGUGGCCGAUAUGUUGGUCAUGGUAUCAUACCUGCCUUUCUGUAUUCAUAAUUAUAUCAGAAUCAACCAACCACCAGAGCAAAAGUUCUCAUACGCAUGGGCUGUUUUCACUUUAUUCCAUGCUCAUUUUACCGUAGUUUGCCAUACUAUAUCUACGUGGCUUACAGUAACACUUGCUGUUUGGCGAUUUCUUGCAGUCAGUUUUCCAGCUGCCAGCAAAACUUGGUGCAGUAUGCCUCGGGCAAAAUGUGCAAUACUUUGCACAUAUCUGAACUGUGCGUUAUUUUGUCUGCCUGUAUACUUGACCUUCACUAUCAUAGAAGUAGCACAUAAUGAGAAACUUUUCUAUCGUGUUUCCUUCAGUGAAAUCGCGCAAAGCAAUCACCAAGCUCUGGAGAAAGUAAACUUUUGGAUCUUCAGCGUGCUGACUAAGCUGAUACCCUGCAUAGCACUGACUGGAUUAAGUUUGGGGCUUAUUAAGGUAUUAUAUGAAGCGAAUAAGAGAAAACAGAGAUUGAAAAACCGCGUCGAGAACGACAAAACUCAUGAUAGAACAACGAGAAUGCUUCUCGCUAUUCUACUUCUCUUUCUUAUUACGGAAUUUCCUUCAGGAAUUGUUGCACUUCUUAGCGGCAUCCUAGGAAAGGCGUUCUUUGACAACGUUUACCUCAAUCUGGGAGAAGCCGUAGACUUACUAGCUCUAGUAAAUAGUGCUAUUAACUUCAUUCUUUACUGUUCUAUGAGUCGACAAUUUAGAGAUACAUUUGCCAGCCUCUUCACUCCAAAAAUCGUCUCUAAAUGGAUGGCUGUGCCAACGGAACCUAACACAACAGUUGAUACUACUUGUGUGUGAUCAACCACUGGAGUGUGAAAUCACUAUGGUAUAGAGCGCAAAACUAUUCAGCAAUGCAGUUUUUGAAUAAUACUGCCACUAGUAGACAGACGCUUAUCAAACGUUGAUCUCAGCUAAAUUUUAGGUAACAUCUGAUAACUCAAGCUGCAACACUUUGGAACUUUUCAGUAUGAAAUUUGAAUAUUAUGGGCUGCAAAUAAUAAUAGUGAAAUAUAUGUUACGCUUCUUAAAAUUAUUUAAAAUCAAAAUCUAUUACAUUUUGUAGCAAUUGUUACUUAGUGAAGUAUCUUGAAUUCCACAAACGUAAAAGAAACCUACGUAUAAACAUGUGAUAUUUGGUCACAAAAUGUGUAAUUAUGCUAUUGGUACUAUAAACGUGAAUUAGCAAUUCGUUAUUUCUUCAUGCUGCAAAAUAUAGAAUUUUUCCUAUAUCGGGUUUCGUGGCCCAUUUAUAUCAAAAAAGAGAUUCAUGACUUAGUUGUAUGCUGCUCUGGAAAUAAUAGUAUACACUUUGAUUUGCUAAACUUUAUAGGAAAUGGAAGGUACUUGAGUUAUCUAUAACUUACUCACACAUAUAUACUCCUAGUUGUUAGUGGUGACUUGUGAAAAUAUUAACUUUCUAAAGCUACAAGCGCAGGAAGGAAAUGUGAUUUUAUUAGAAAUAAAAGCAAAGCAAAAAAACUCAGUUUUGGAAGUGCAUUGAUUUAAGGGAAAAGAGUAAGAAAAACUAUUUCUUGUAUUUGACGCAGUUGUGCAGAACAUUUCUGGGCUAUUACAUGAACAAGCACUCAUUCGAUUAUUUUACAAAUAAUAUGACAUAUCUUCUGAAGUGUCCGUAACUUCCACUAUUGGAUGAUUACUUCGGAUUUCUACUAAAACUUACUUUGCACGACAAUUAUCUACUUUAUUUAUUUUCUGGGUAACUGCUUAUUUAAAUAUUCAAUAGAGCUGCUCUGAAUGACGAACUUCAAUGAAACUUUUGCCGUUCAAUUUAUGGUAAGAGUGUAAAACUGAAAACCUUUAUCCUAUUUUUUUUGUGUGUAUUCUUGGUGAUUAUUUUAAUAAUUUUCAGUAACAUUUAUUCAAGUAUUGCUUUUAAAUUUAAAUGUAAAUUAACACCAAAUGUGCAACAAAAAUGUUUAAAACGUUUUACACAAAUGUAAUAUGUUAUAUCUUAGAAAUGAAAGUUUAAUUUAAUACCUGGUUUCUUUAUGUAUAUGAUACGUUAUGUACCAAACAUUAUUUUCCUCUAGUAUAUUUUAUGUCUUUAAAACUAACUGAUAUUUUUUUCCUUUUUAUUCAAUAACCAAAUAUUUUGGUAAGAGUAGGUUUCAAGAGUGAAUGAGUGAGAGUUAAUUAAUUAUUCAUUAAUCUUCUGUAUGUUUUACUUUGAAUUAAAUAAAUCGUAAGAUUUCAGUGAUUCAUUAUAUCAAAAUACUUUUUUUAAAUUUGGAAAAUAAACAUCUCAAUGUCAUUUUCAUGUAUUAGUAUAUGAAUUUAAGUGUAUGUACAGUGCCAAACAUAAAAGUCGUUUAGUACAAAUGUGCCCUUGUAAAGUUAUCGUUACACAAGGUAGUUUCAAUCAUAAGUACUUCUUCCUAUUUAAGUAUUUAAAUGUGAGUUCUGUUAAUAAUUUGAAGUAAUACUUUGAGAUAAGAAACAGGUUUUGUUUUUCUAUAUAACUUGAAAAUUUUAGGAAAAAAAAAAUGAUUCAGCUAAUUCACAUGAAAAUUUGUCUGCAUUUUAUUCUCGAAGUUUUCAGACGAGUAAAAUUUGUGAACUUAGUUUAAAAACGAACGUAAAUACUUGAAACCAGGAUCUUUAUGUAUAUGAAAAUAUGUAAAAUACAAGAUUCUCUGCAACUAAAUCUCUCGGUUCCAACAGUAAAUAUUCUUUGUAAAAAUGUUCCUUCUUAUUAUUCAAAAUAUAUGAUCAUUAAUAUAUUUAUUAUAUAAAAAUAUUACAUUUUAAUAUUGAUGGGCUCUAUAAGAAUGCUUAAUUAAAUUUAAGUUUCCGGAGAAAAUAACUUUCAUUUAAAAUGUUCGUACUUCUUGAGAUACAUUUACAUAAAAUUACUGAAAAACAAAAUUGCAUCUUUCAUUGCUCAGUUUACAAUUUAACGAUUUUCAGUUACCUACUUAUCGAUAACAUCAAGAAUUGAGUAUACUUCUCAUGACACUUCAAAGACUGUCAUUUUCAGAAACGAGGAAAAUCUAAUUAAAGCGUCCUGUGCAAAAUAUUGGGGAAAAUAACAGAAAAUGACGCCAGACACACAAAUAUAAAUAUCCCGGAGAUUUCACGAAAUUAAAGGGGGAAAUAGCUUCCUUCCUUUGCUACUGGGGUAAUCUAAAAGACAUUUCCCUUUUAUUAUUUUUGAACCGGUUUACAUUGCGUAAAAGACAAUUUUUGAAAAGGAUAAUACUAAAAUAUGCCAUAUACAUUCUGUUUAAGCUUAAUUUCUGCUUUAAAAUUGCACGUUUUUCAGUGCAUUCAUACAUAUGGAUUAAGAUUAAGAUUUUCAUACUUUUCAAAAAUAAAUUUUUCGUAUAAAUCUGUUCCACAAAUAACUUAAAUGUUUCAUGUUUUAUUGACUUAACUGUUGAUGAUUAAGCUUUACAUAGCGCACUUAUUAGCUUAUAGUAAUACAGAUUUGCACUAUCUGAUUCAUACAAAUAAUUUGAAAUUGAUUUUUACAUUUACUUAAUUUUUUUUGUCCCUUUUGUAAAAAAAAAAAAAAAGAAGAGCGAAGAAAGAGUGAAUAUAAUUUUAAAAAAAUGAAUGAAGAGAUUAGAAGAACGCUAGUGUUAUCUAGAAGUGUCAAGAAAAGACUUUAGUUGUAAUUUGGAGAAAAUAUCAGGUUGAGCCUAACUCUAUCAAACAUAAAUGCUUCUAAGAUCUCUAAUAUAAAACUUUUGAUAUGAACAAAACCUGUAAAAUUAUUUACAAUUAAUUAAUUACAUUUAAUUACAUUUAAUUAAUUAAAGCUGUAACUAUUUAUAUUUAAUUAUAUUUUUAACACGAAGAUUUGAUAUAAA
Messenger RNA from Stegodyphus dumicola, 4562 nucleotides. Its product is annotated as G protein-coupled receptor dmsr-1-like. Gene Ontology annotation, molecular function: G protein-coupled peptide receptor activity. Lineage: Eukaryota; Metazoa; Arthropoda; Arachnida; Araneae; Eresidae. The record is from RefSeq and is a predicted model, not a curated record. Gene Ontology annotation, cellular component: plasma membrane. Gene Ontology annotation, biological process: G protein-coupled receptor signaling pathway.